UUUCCUCCUCGCUCAACAAAGCAAGUAGUCAACUACUUUAUUGCCGUUGUAUUUCAAUUACUCGGCUCCUUUCCCUUUCCUCCUAUCGGCCGUCAUUUUCUUCCCGGAGUCCCGGCGGCCGGAAUCUCUUCCCUCCAACUUCAGACCUUCCGAUGUUACUAACCUUCUAUUUCUGAUCUUCUCUUUCUCACUAAUUCUAUCUUCUCAGGGGCACAAAAUAUUGUAUACCUUCUGCGAUGGUAAAGGCAUUCUACUAAACCAUAUAUUCACAGAUUGUGAUAUUUCCUAUAGACAAUGGUUCGAGGAAGGGAUGCUUGUUGGGAGCAUUGUGUUCUUGUUGAUGCAACACGACAGAAGGUUCGAUGUAAUUAUUGUCAGCGGGAAUUCAGUGGAGGUGUAUACAGGAUGAAAUUUCAUUUGGCUCAAAUAAAAAACAAAGAUAUUGUUCCAUGUACUGAAGUACCAACCGAUGUUCGAGACCACAUUCAAGGUAUAUUAAGCACUCCUAAGAAACAGAAGGCACCUAAGAAACCAAAGGUGGAUAUGGAAACUGCAACAAAUGGACAGCAACAUAGCUCCUCUGCUAGUGGUGGCAUCCAUCAUGGAUCCAGUGGUCAGAAUGAAAGCAACUGCCCAUCGACGUAUCCGUGCCUUUCACCAAGUGCACAACCACCAAUUGAUGAUGCUCAAAAGCAGAAGAAGGAUGAGACUGAUAAAAAAGUUGCCAUCUUUUUCUUCCAUAAUUCUAUUCCUUUCAGUGCUGCCAAGUCUUUGUAUUAUCAGGAAAUGGUGGAUGCAAUAGCAGAAUAUGGAGGAGGAUACAAAGCACCAAGUUAUGAGAAAUUAAAAUCUACUCUUUUGGAUAAAGUGAAAGGUGACAUACAUAGUUCUUACAAAAAGCAUAGAGAUGAAUGGAAAGAAACAGGCUGUACUAUCCUGUGUGAUAGUUGGUCCGAUGGACAGACCAAAUCAUUUCUAGUCAUUUCUGUUACUUGUUCUAAAGGAACACUGUUUCUGAAGUCGGUCGAUAUAUCAGGUCAUGAAGAUGAUGCAACUUACCUGUCCGACUUGCUUGAGACCAUCAUCCUUGAGGUUGGAGUGGAGAAUGUUGUCCAAAUUAUAACAGAUGCUACUGCCAGUUAUGUCUAUGCUGGGAGGCUUCUCAUGACCAAGUACACUUCCUUAUUUUGGUCUCCAUGUGUUUCUUAUUGUGUUAAUCAGAUGUUGGAAGACAUCAGUAAAAUCGAGUGGGUCAGUGCAGUAUUGGAGGAGGCAAAGAUCAUCACCCGGUACAUUUAUAGUCAUGCGUCAAUUUUGAAUACCAUGCGAAAAUUCACUGGGGGAAAGGAAUUAAUCAGGCCAAGAAUUACUAGAUUUGUGACUAAUUUUCUCUCUUUGAGGUCCAUUGUGAUUCUUGAGGACAAUCUCAAACACAUGUUUGCUCAUUCAGAGUGGCUGUCCUCAAUUUAUAGCAGGCGUCCUGAUGCACAAGCAAUUAUUUCCUUGCUGUAUUUGGAUAGAUUUUGGAAGGAUGCACAUGAAGCUAUCAACAUUUGUGAACCACUUAUUAGAAUUCUGAGAAUUGUCGAUGGAGACAUGCCUGCCAUGGGCUAUAUAUUUGAAGGAAUAGAGAGGGCAAAGGUUGAAAUCAAAACAUAUUACAAUGGCUUUGAGGAUAAAUAUAUGCCUAUUUGGGAAACAAUCGACCGGAGAUGGAAUUUGCAGCUUCACACAACGUUGCACACAGCAGCAGCGUUUCUUAACCCGUCUGUUUUUUACAAUCCAAACUUUAAGAUUGAUCUGAGAAUUAGAAAUGGAUUUCAAGAAGCUAUGUUGAAGAUGGCGACAACUGAUAAAGAUAAAAUGGAGAUCACUAGAGAACAUCCUGCUUAUGUAAAUGGGCAAGGUGCUCUUGGUACCGACUUCGCUAUCUUGGGGAGAACUAUAAAUGCCCCAGGUGAUUGGUGGUCUGGGUACGGUUAUGAGAUCCCCACACUCCAGAGAGCGGCGGUACGAAUACUAAGCCAACCUUGUAGUUCUUAUGGGUGCAGUGGAUGGAACUGGAGCACAUUCGAAACCUUACAUUCAAAGAAGCAUAGUAGAGCCGAACAGGAAAAGUUGACUGAUUUAGUGUUUGUACAGUGCAAUCUUUGGUUGCAACACGUUUGUUUGACUCGGGAUAGUAAAUAUAAACCCGUUGUAUUUGAUGAUGUAGAUGUGAGUUUAGAAUGGCCUUCCGAGUUGGAAUGCUCAGCUCAUGUUUUAGAUGAUUCAUGGUUGGAUAAUCUGCCUCUUGAAGGUAGAGGCAGUCCUUAA
Messenger RNA from Cucumis sativus (cucumber), 2316 nucleotides. RefSeq lists its product as uncharacterized. The transcript has 3 exons. Lineage: Eukaryota; Viridiplantae; Streptophyta; Magnoliopsida; Cucurbitales; Cucurbitaceae. The coding region runs from base 295 to 2316 and encodes 673 amino acids. The record is from RefSeq and is a predicted model, not a curated record. Gene Ontology annotation, molecular function: DNA binding; protein dimerization activity.